CUUCUCAUUCUGGACACGCAGGAACACACACAGGAAGACACGCAGGAACACACACAGGAAGAGACACAGGAAGAGACACAGGAACACACACAGGAAGAGACACAGGAAGAGACACAGGAAGAGACACAGGAAGAGACAGGAACACACACAGGAAGAGACACAGGAAGAGAGACAGGAAGAGACACAGGAAGAGACACAGGAAGAGACACAGGAAGAGACACAGGAAGAGACACAGGAAGAGACACAGGAACAGACACAGGAAGAGACACAGGAAGAGACACAGGAACACACACAGGAAGAGACACAGGAAGAGACACAGGAAGAGACACAGGAAGAGACACAGGAAGAGACACAGGAAGAGACACAGGAAGAGACACAGGAACACACACAGGAAGAGACACAGGAAGAGACACAGGAAGAGACACAGGAAGAGACACAGGAACACACACAGGAAGAGACACAGGAACACACACAGGGAGAGACACAGGAAGAGACACAGGAAGAGACACAGGAAGAGACACAGGAAGAGACACAGGAAGACACACAGGAACACACACAGGAAGAGACACAGGAAGAGACACAGGAACACACACAGGAAGAGACACAGGAACACACACAGGGAGAGACACAGGAAGAGACACAGGAAGAGACACAGGAAGAGACACAGGAACACACACAGGAACACACACAGGAAGAGACACAGGAAGAGACACAGGAAGAGACACAGGAAGAGACACAGGAAGAGACACAGGAAGACACACAGGAAGAGACACAGGAAGAGACACAGGAAGAGACACAGGAAGAGACACAGGAAGAGACACAGGAAGAGACACAGGAAGAGACACAGGAACACACGCCUGACGGGACACGGGGAAUUAUAACACCAGUAUGGAGGGAUGAUGACCUGGCUAGCAGCUCAACCACACAGAAUUCAGGCUGUAAGAAGGUGACUAUCGGGUUUGAAUCCAUGACUCCAUGAUGAAUGCACAUGUCGUUAUGAGAGACGGGCGAGUGCUGUCAAGGGCUGAGUUCUUGUCAUUGCUGAACACGUACAACUGUUUUCUGAAAGACAAGACCCAGCAGCAUCUUGUCUUCUAUGAGAGAGAUAGAGAGGUGGUGUUCGAGGGAUUCCUGAAUAUCUCCUGGGGAGUACGGCAGCCCAUCAGGCUCAAAAUACAGGAUGACAAACAACAACCGUUCACCAGCCUGCUGUCACCUGACCCAGUCAGUCCAGUCAGUCCUCAUGGACGCAAGAGGGGGAUGACACGAUGGGGGGAGUUUGAAGACCUCCAUCAGAUCAAUGAGACAGAGGAGACCAACAAGCAGCAUCCUGCAGAGGAGACCAGCAACCACACGACAGGGAGCUACAGGAGUUAUGAAAGCUGUACGCUGCGUCCCACCCCCACAAAGCAGAAGACAGAGGUGGAGGAGGAGCAGUCCAACCUGAUCCGCUGUAUGAGUGAUGCUUCCUUGGUGAAGAGGAGGGUGAAGAGGAGUCCCUCACAGAGAGAGAGGAACAGGCAACACUGCUUCUCCAUCAACGGACACUUCUAUAACUACAAGACGGCUAUAUUCACUCCAACCUAUGGAACAUCCACUAACGUCCGUAUCAACAGCAAAAUGACAACACAUCAGGUCAUAUCACAGCUCCUUCAGAAAUUCAAGAUAGAAAAUGAUCCUAAUGAGUUUGCCCUCUACUGUGUCCAUCAAAGUGGAGAGAAGAAGAAGCUGUCUGACUCAGAUCUGCCGCUGUGGGAGAGGCUUGUUCAGGGCCCAGCAGAGAACAUCAUGAAGAUGUUCCUCAUGGACAGAGAUGAAGAGGAAGUCAGCAACGAUGUGGCCCAGUACCUCAACCUGGAGCUGCCCAUCCUGGAGGGGGUUCUAGUGAAGCUGGAGGAAGAGGAGAACAGAGCGGUUCAAAGAAUCACCACCAAGUACAACCAGCAGCAAAUAGUCUUGUCUCAGCUUCUAAGCUCCAAGAUCACCAAGACCGAGACAGAGGUGUGAGAAGUGGACUUCACACAGACUGGACUUCACACAACACAUACCAGAACAACAGUACACAGAAUACAUGAAGGGACAUACUGUCCAGGGAAGAGGAUGUUAAAGAUUAAACUAAUAAUGUGUACCAAAUGGCACCCUAUUCCCUAUUUAGUGCACUACUUUAGACCAGAGCCCUAUUCCCUAUUUAGUGGACUACUUUAGACCAGAGCCCUAUUCCCUAUAUAGUGCACUACUUUAGACCAGAGCCCUAUUCCCUAUAUAGUGCACUACUUUAGACCAGAGCCCUAUUCCCUAUAUAGUGCACUACCUUAGACCAGGACAUUGAGCUGUAUCGGGAAUAGGGUGCCAUUUGGGACUCAGACAUACUACACCAUAACUAAACCUGAAAGACUGCAGGAGGAAACGGUAUUGUUCAAUGUCAACAUGAAAGAUGAUGAUCAGUGAUGAACUGAAAGCAACAAGUCUAAAAAAGUUAAAUAUGGAAAUAUUUUUCAAUGAACCUGACGCAUCUAAUAGAAAGCCCUUUUGGUACCAGAAGGACUAGUCAUCCCUCCACCUACACAGCUGAACUAGUAGUCAUCCCUCCACCUACACAGCUGAACUAGUAGUCAUCCCUCCACUAAGACAGCUGAACUAGUAGUCAUCCCUCCACCUACACAGCUGAACUAGUAGUCAUCCCUCCACCUACACAGCUGAACUAGUAGUCAUCCCUCCACUAAGACAGCUGAACUAGUAGUCAUCCCUCCACCUACACAGCUGAACUAGUAGUCAUCCCUCCACUAAGACAGCUGAACUAGUAGUCAUCCCUCCACCUACACAGCUGAACUAGUAGUCAUCCCUCCACUAAGACAGCUGAACUAGUAGUCAUCCCUCCACUAAGACAGCUGAACUAGUAGUCAUCCCUCCACCUACACAGCUGAACUAGUAGUCAUCCCUCCACUAAGACAGCUGAACUAGUAGUCAUCCCUCCACCUACACAGCUGAACUAGUAGUCAUCCCUCCACCUACACAGCUGAACUAGUAGUCAUCCCUCCACUAAGACAGCUGAACUAGUAGUCAUCCCUCCACUAAGACAGCUGAACUAGUAGUCAUCCCUCCAACUACACAGCUGAACUAGUAGUCAUCCCUCCAACUACACAGCUGAACUAGUAGUCCUCCCUCCAACUACACAGCUGAACUAGUAGUCAUCCCUCCACCUACACAGCUGAACUAGUAGUCAUCCCUCCAACUACACAGCUGAACUAGUAGUCAUCCCUCCAACUACACAGCUGAACUAGUAGUCAUCCCUCCAACUACAGAGCUGAACUAGUAGUCAUCCCUCCACCUACACAGCUGAACUAGUAGUCAUCCCUCCAACUACACAGCUGAACUAGUAGUCAUCCCUCCAACUACACAGCUGAACUAGUAGUCAUCCCUCCACCUACACAGCUGAACUAGUAGUCAUCCCUCCAACUACACAGCUGAACUAGUAGACAUCCCUCCACUAAGACAGCUGAACUAGUAGUCAUCCCUCCACUAAGACAGCUGAACUAGUAGUCAUCCCUCCACUAAGACAGCUGAACUAGUAGUCAUCCCUCCACUAAGACAGCUGAACUAGUAGUCAUCCCUCCACCUACACAGCUGAACUAGUAGUCAUCCCUCUACCUACACAGCUGAACUAGUAGUCAUCCCUCCGCCUACACAGCUGAACUAGUAGUCAGCCCUCCAACUACACAGCUGAACUAGUAGUCAUCCCUCCACUAAGACAGCUGAACUAGUAGUCAUCCCUCCACCUACACAGCUGAACUAGUAGUCAUCCCUCCACCUACACAGCUGAACUAGUAGUCAUCCCUCCACCUACACAGCUGAACUAGUAGUCAUCCCUCCACCUAGACAGCUGAACUAAUAGUCAUCCCUCCACUAAGACAGCUGAACCAGUAGUCAUCCCUCCACCUACACAGCUGAACUAGUCGUCAUCCCUUCAUCUACACAGCUGAACUAGUAGUCAUCCCUCCACCUACACAGCUAACAUCUAGCUCCUGAAUGAGUUGUCAUCCCUCCACCUAGACAGCUAACUCCUGUUUCUGUAAUAGAGGCUUGACAACACAGCAAAUAAAUGCUAGCUAGCUGCCAGUUUGUACAAUGGUUCGCUACUGUUGAAUCAUGAAGUGAUUCAGUCAUUUUUCAAUAACACGCGGCAAGCUAACUAACUGGCUAGUGGAGGUGUUAUGAUCACUAACAUCAUGGCUGGAAUGUACUUUUGACCAAUCAGAUUACUUGUCCCGGACUAACUGUUUAAUAAGCCCUAUAAAGUGAUUGUCUGAUCAUAGCAAAUAUUAUAAUUACCCAAGAUUGGCCAGCGGCGUCAUUGACAUUGGGAGGUUCCUCCGGGGGUGGUUUUGAAGAGUUUAAAAUAUUUUUGACCAGGGGACAGUUUUGACCCGGCAUAUGAAGUCUGAAUUCAAUCUGCCCAAAAGGAUUGUUGACCUCCAUUGGUCCUAAUUGUCUUACAGUACCAGAGGCGUCUAUACUGUAUGUCCCCACCACCUUCUUCAAAAUAGUUUCCAUUCUUAACCAAAAUCCUGGAGAAAUUGGUUUUCAAACAGCUGAAUGAUAUUUAAAGUGCCAACUGUAUUUUUGACAAAUACCAAUCUGGUUUUGCAGCCCACCACAGCACAGAGACAGCGUUAGUUCAAGUGGUAAAUGAUCCUAGAGCCAACAGAGAGACAGCCUUAGUUAGAGGCAAAUGAUCCUAGUGCCAUCAGAGAGACAGCCUUAGUUAGAGGUAAAUGAUCCUAGAGCCAUCAGAGAGACAGCCUUAGUUAGAGGCAAAUGAUCCUAGAGCCAUCAGAGAGACAGCCUUAGUUAGAGGCAAAUGAUCCUAGAGCCAUCAGAGAGACAGCCUUAGUUAGAGGCAAAUGAUCCUAGAGCCAUCAGAGAGACAGCCUUAGUUAGAGGCAAAUGAUCCUAGAGCCAUCAGAGAGACAGCCUUAGUUAGAGGCAAAUGAUCCUAGAGCCAUCAGAGAGACAGCCUUAGUUAGAGGCAAAUGAUCCUAGAGCCAAUACACAUGCCAAACAGCUCUAAGUCCUUGUGCUCUUGUAUUUAAAUGGUGCAUUCCUCACUGUUGACCAUGAUGUCCAUCUGGACAGACCGGAGAGGUAGGUUGGACUCUCCAGUACAGAGUGAAAAGGCCUUGCGGUCCCAGAGAGGAUGGGUUUAGCACCUUGUGUACCGGUCAAUCAUUGUCGUCAACCUUGGUGAACAUAACUCAGAGAAUAUACAAACUGUGUUAGUGAUUUAAAUACUUGGAUGGCACAACUUCCUACAGCUAAAUCAAGACAGGUAAUUGUUGUUGUAGACAAAGCACAGAGAGAAUCUCAACGCACAUUUUAAUUCACAGGCAAUAAAGACAAAACACCAGUUAAAAAAAAACUAGCUGUUAUUUUAGAUUCUGAACUCCGUUUUGAAUCACACUUUAGGAAUGUGACCAAAAUAGAUUUUUACCACCUGAGGACCAUUGCCACGGUGCAGCUGUUUCUCUCAGGCUGAUACAGAGAGACUCAUCCAUGCUUUUAUUGCAAGCAGGCUUGACUACUGUAAUGCUCUCCUGUCUGGUCUACUCAAGAAAGCCAUUGGUCAACUGCAAAACAUACAGAAUGCUGCAGCGCGGGUACUGACCAAGACUAGACGGAGAGAACACAUUACACCAGUUCAAAGGUCUCUGCACUGGCUGUCUGUGAGUUUUAGAAGUAAUUUAAAGAUUAUUCUAACCCCAAUACACGCAUGCACUUACGUUAUGUACCCAGUAUGUCCCUCUGGUCCUCUGGCACUGGCCUUAUAACUAUCCCAAAGCCUCAGACCAAGAGGCAUGGAGAGGCAGCCUUUAGUUAUUAUGCCCUCAGCCUCUGGAAUAGAAUGCCAGAGAACCUGAGGGGGACCAAGAGACAAGGAGAGGCAGCCUUUAGUUAUUAUGCCCCCAGCCUCUGGAAUAGAAUGUCAGAGAACCUGAGGGGGACCAAGAGGCAAGGAGAGGCUGCCUUUAAUUACUAUGCCCCCAGCCUCUGGAAUAGAAUGCCAGAGAACCUGAGGGGGACCAAGAGGCAUGGAGAGGAAGCCUUUAAUUACUAUGCCCCCAGCCUCUGGAAUAGAAUGCCAGAGAACCUGAGGGGGACCAAGAGGCAAGGAGAGGCAGCCUUUAAUUACUAUGCCCUCAGCCUCUGGAAUAGAAUGCCAGAGAACCUGAGGGGGACCAAGAGGCAUGGAGAGGCAGCCUUUAGUUACUAUGCCCUCAGCCUCUAGAAUAGAAUGCCAGAGAACCUGAGGGGGACCAAGAGGCAUGGAGAGACAGCCUUUAGUUACUAUGCCCCCAGCCUCUGGAAUAGAAUGCCAGAGAACCUGAGGGGGACCAAGAGGCAUGGAGAGGCAGCCUUUAGUUAUUAUGCCCCCAGCCUCUGGAAUAGAAUGCCUGUGGACAUUUUUAAAAGGGAUCAAAACACAGAUUUGAUUUUCCUUAGGAUGAUUUUUGAGUCGUUCAGGUUAUAUUGUUAUUCUUUAGUUGUUUUAAAUAGCACAUUGUGUUGCAUUCCAUGUCUGAAAUGUGCUGUAUAAAUAAAGUUUGAUUAGAUUUGA
Messenger RNA from Oncorhynchus masou masou (cherry salmon), 6613 nucleotides. RefSeq names its product ras association domain-containing protein 6-like. NCBI's taxonomy places the organism in Eukaryota, Metazoa, Chordata, Actinopteri, Salmoniformes, Salmonidae. Gene Ontology annotation, biological process: signal transduction. Bases 976 to 2007 code for a protein of 343 amino acids. The transcript is spliced from 11 exons. The record is from RefSeq and is a predicted model, not a curated record.